Tripterygium wilfordii is the source of this 1216-nucleotide messenger RNA. Its product is annotated as adenine phosphoribosyltransferase 5-like. The record is from RefSeq and is a predicted model, not a curated record. Gene Ontology annotation, cellular component: cytosol; cytoplasm. Gene Ontology annotation, molecular function: adenine phosphoribosyltransferase activity. Bases 231 to 1010 code for a protein of 259 amino acids. The transcript is spliced from 8 exons. Gene Ontology annotation, biological process: adenine salvage. NCBI's taxonomy places the organism in Eukaryota, Viridiplantae, Streptophyta, Magnoliopsida, Celastrales, Celastraceae.
ACAAGGCAUGGAGUAUCUCGAGAGGAUUUGAUAUGAUGUAGUAUCUUAUUAAGCUAGAAGGGAGUUAAUACUAUUCUACAAAAUCCAAAUCCGCCGCUGAGAAUUCCGAGGAAGCGUUUGUUAUCUCGAGAGGAUUUAGAUUUCUUCUACAUGCGCAUUUCACACACACAGAAUUUAACGAAAGGGAGAGAAGAGUGGUGUGUGUACGUACAGGUUCUACAGAAAACAAAAUGUAUGCAGCAGAGAACGGGCUCAAAGGAGACCCAAGGCUAGAGGCCAUUCAUCAAGCCAUUCGGGUCGUUCCAGACUUUCCCAAACCAGGGAUAAUGUUUCAAGAUAUAACGACAUUGUUGCUGGAUCAUAAAGUGUUCAAGGCAACGGUGGACAUCUUUGUCUAUCGAUACAGAGACAUGGGCAUUUCUGUUGUUGCUGAAACGAUCAAAAGAAAAAGAAUGGGAGAGAAGGGUUCGGACCAUUAUUAUUACUUAAUUCAUGUGAAUUACAUUGGGAAAAAUGGAGGGAUCGAAGCCAGAGGAUUCAUGUUUGGUCCUUCAAUUGCAUUAGCAAUCGGUGCAAAGUUUGUUCCUUUGAGAAAACCUAGAAAGCUACCAGGUAAGGUAAUUUCUGAAGCAUAUGAGCUGGAAUAUGGAACUGAUUGUCUUGAGAUGCACAUUGAUGCUGUCCAACCCGGGGAACGUGCAUUGGUAAUUGAUGAUUUGGUGGCUACCGGUGGUACCCUCUCUGCUGCGAUAAGACUUUUAGAACGUGUGGGUGCUGAAGUGGUUGAAUGUGCUUGUGUGAUUGGGUUGCCUGAGGUCAAGGGGCACUGCAGGCUCAAUGGAAAGCCGGUUUAUAUUCUCGUGGAGCCACGCCUAGUAGAUAAUUGUUGCAGAGGUAUUAGACAGUUCUCAAAAAUUGUAGUUAAAAAUACCUUUAAGAGUGGUACUGUGACAUCGAUCUAUGUGAACUCAAUGAGCUUAGGCGGAGAUGCCAACACAAAUGAUGCUUAAGCAAAUGUUCAUGGUAGAUUUCUCCACCAAAGUUGGGUGUUAUGAUGUGAUAUAUGCUUCUCUGAUCACUCUGUACAAUGUUUAUUCUUUACGUAGGCUGUUUUUUAAUGCCUUUUGAGUUUGAACAAAAACAGGAAUGAAGGCGGCCUCUUUUUGUGUACAUAUAUACACUGCAUAAUAGCAUGAUUUGGCAGUUCUCCGGCAAA